This is a messenger RNA of Aspergillus pseudotamarii, 1483 nucleotides long. Its product is annotated as N-acyl homoserine lactonase family protein. The transcript has a single exon. The record is from RefSeq and is a predicted model, not a curated record. Bases 449 to 1372 code for a protein of 307 amino acids. NCBI's taxonomy places the organism in Eukaryota, Fungi, Ascomycota, Eurotiomycetes, Eurotiales, Aspergillaceae.
UUCCAAGCAAUGAAUGAUCCCGCAUACUUACGAAGUUUUCACGAUACGCCGCAGGCCCUUGCUGGAUCAGACUCUCGUCACUCCGGGAGAUUUAUGGGCCACAUCAGGAGUUGUAUAUAACAGCUCGAAAACAAUUUAAGUCGCUUUACACCACGAAUCUCAGUAAUCACGCUUUUUCGACAUGCAAACUUGGUCAUUGUUGGUUAUUGUUGUUGAAGUAUUGCUUCCAAUUGGCAUGGCGAAAAUGCCAGUAAUUGCCGCUCUCGGCUGACCGUCCGUUGGCUCGGCACGGAUGGUUCCUCCGAGUUUUUGUCAGCGGCGUCGUUUCAGCCCUUAACUACUACUACCCAGAACGCCUCGACCGAAGUACGGUUCUUACAAACCAUUUCUUUUUCAAGUAUUCAACUUCUGAACCAACUCUGCUUCCAUUACUCAAUAUCCGCGGAACAUGGCAUCCAGCUCCGACAGUGGAGUUUUGCGGUUGACGUUUCUUACGACAGGAUCAGUCCGCAUCAGGCCGUCAAUGAGAUCCCAGCCUCCAAGCAACGUUCCUCUUCUUCGUCGCCUGAGAUCUGUUUGCGAUCGUCGGUGGACAGAUCCUCUGCCAGUUGGAGCUUUUCUCAUCCACCACCCUGAAGGUCCUUUUCUAUUUGACACUGGUCAGUCUCCUUGUUGCAACAAUCCUGGCUAUUUUCCACGACUCGCUAUUUUCAACAGUCUCCUGAGUGAGUUCACCAUCGAGCCCAAGGAUGGCAUUGUGAACCAGCUCCGGGAAAUAGGAAUAAAGCCCACCGACCUGAAGGGAGUCAUCCUAAGCCAUCUUCACAACGAUCAUGCGGGUGGUCUAGAGGACCUGAUCGCCGAAGCACCAGAGUUGCCAAUAUAUGUCUCUCGGGAACACUGGAACGCCUUUGGGAAGCAUCCCUAUUUUGCGAGCAUGGAGGGAGCAACUCCAAAUCACUGGCCGAAAGAAUUCACGCCGAGGAUUGUGGACCUCCAAGACAAACCCCUUGGGCCGUGGGAGCAGUCUUACCCGCUCACAGAGGAUGGAAAAAUAUGGAUAGUGGAUACCUCCGGCCAUGUUCCAGGGCACAUCAGCCUGGUUUUGUAUACUGAUGCGGAGCAUUCGAGCGUUGAGAAUACCGGUAAACAGCGUCUUGCUUAUUUUUUGCCCGGCGAUGCGACGUACGGGUUGGAUCUGCUGGAUAAGGAGGAGCCGGACGGCAUCAAUGAUGAUCCAAUGCGUGCCUUGCGGACCUUGAAAACCAUCAAACAAUUUGCUAAGGAAAUGGAUGUGGUCAUUCUGCCCAGUCAUGAUCCUAAUACUCCGCAGCUGCUCGCCAACCGACAGGCUUACCGACCACCGAAUUGAUGAUCCUGCAUUCGAUUCGGACAUUAUCUCCGCUUUGUAAACUUGGAAGCAAUUUUGCUGCCUUGGAUAAUUAAUGAAGUUUUCUCACGUAAAUAAGUUGCAGAGUCCUAC